Petromyzon marinus (sea lamprey) is the source of this 5755-nucleotide messenger RNA. NCBI's taxonomy places the organism in Eukaryota, Metazoa, Chordata, Hyperoartia, Petromyzontiformes, Petromyzontidae. The record is from RefSeq and is a predicted model, not a curated record.
AGGCUAUACGGGGCAUCUUUGUGUUUGUGUCCCCCGAUCAGACCCGCUUUGCACGGGGAUUAGCGGGACAAUUCUGCUGAUUGGGCCUCUUAAUCCAUCCCCUGGGUCGCGUGUAGAGAGCACGCACGGUUUCCUGGACGAGCACUCAUCCACCACGCACUGGUAGUCUACCACUCAAUAAUCAUCAUCCACCACCACCAAUAACAACAGUAACCACCUUACUCAUCCACCCAUUCUAUUGUCCACCAUCCUGGGACAUUCACCCACCUCUGGGCUCAGCAUCCACCACUGACUCAUCAUCCUGUGCCAUCCCUUAGUUCACCCAUCAUUCAAUCCAUUCUUCCACUGAUCCAGCUUACCGCCAUCAUCAUCAUCACCAGCAUCAAUCAAUCAUCCGCUCCACCCCAUACAGCCAUUCCUUAAUCCACAGCUACAUCGUUCCAUCACUCCUUCCACCCAUUCACACCUCCAUACGACAUCAUCAGCAACAUCAUCAUCAGCAACAUCAUCAGCAACAUCAUCAUCGUCGUCGACCUCAACUGGACUGCUCGCCGUGGUGCGGGCAGGAUGGUGGUGGUGGUGGUGAUGGGGGACGCGGUCAACAGAGACUCCGAGCUGCACCGCUGGAUUUGAGGAUUUGGCGAAGCACGGUCACGCCGCCGUGACGACACUUGGCUGGGAGCUGAGCCUCGCGCAUCACGUGACGGUGGUGGUGAACUGCAGCCCAAUCAGCAGCUACCGCGCGAUGUUCCCACGUGACCCUAACAUCUUGGCGUCAUCGACGCCGACUGGCAGAGCGGAGACGGUGGCCACUUUCAAUAAUGCGCGACGGGAAAUUACAACCAAUGGUGGCGUCAAGGACAACAUCAAAAGCAAUAGCAACAGCCUUAACGACGUCUACUGCAACAACGACAACAACAAUAUUGACAUUAACAUCGUCGAACAGGACGGCAGGAGCAACAGUAAUAUCCGCGAUGACGUCAUGAAGAAACGCGAUGGCGUCAUAAGGCAUAUCAAUGGGGCCGCGACAACGAGGGGAGGGGCCGGGCACGGCGUGACCGCGCCACAUCACGUGAAUUGCCUGGCCAAUCACCCGCGGUGGCGGGACACGGCGGUGGCGCGCCACUUGUGGUUGUUGCAUGCGGCGCUGGUCACGUGGGAGCUCGCAUCGCUGUGGCAACGGCCGGGACACGACGCUGCGUGGUUAUCGAGGACCGAUGCUCACGCGCAGGAUGAGUCGUUGAGAACCGGAUGGAUGGAUGAGGAGAGGAGGCGAAAGAUGGGGAAAGUGAUGACGACGACAACGACGAUACUGAUCAUGGUGACAAUGAUGAUGAUGAGGGACGGGCCAUCUUCGAUAAUGACGUUGACGCCAAUGAUUAUGCCGACGCCAAAGGCAGUGAUGAUCAUUGUGGUGGUGGUGGUGACGACGUUGAUGACAAUUGCGAUGAGGUGGCAGAGGACGAGGAAGAACAGGGAGAUGAUGCAGGAGAGUCCAAUUGAUGAGAGGCCACAAGAGGCAUCGUUGAUGAUACGGGCACCACUGCACCUGCGGCAGUUGCAGCCUUGGAGACUAUUGCAUCAGUCACUACCCAGGCAGCUGCAUCAGUCACUACCCAGACAGCGGCAUCAGUCACUACCCAGGCAGCUGCAUCAGUCACUACCCAGACAGCCGCAUCAGUCACUACCCAGGCAGCUGCAUCAGUCACUACCCAGACAGCCGCAUCAGUCAUUUCCCAGACAGCCGCAUCAGUCACUACCCAGACAGCCGCAUCAGUCACUACCCAGGCAGCUGCAUCAGUCACUACCCAGACAGCCGCAUCAGUCACUAUCCAGACAGCCGCAUCAGUCACUACCCAGACAGCCGCAUCAGUCACUACCCAGACAGCAGCAUCAGUCACUACCCAGACAGCCGCAUCAGUCACCACGUCCCUCGCUGCUCCUACCGCUGCUGCUGCUGCUGCCGCCGCUGCUGCUGCUGCUGUGGCUGCCGCGUCCCGGGCUGGGCGCCACCUUCACGGUCGGCGUGGCGGGGCCCUGGCAGUGUGGCGACGCCGCCGUCUUCGGCCGCGCCUACCCCGAGCUGGCGGGGCGCCUCGCCACCGAGCGCGCCAAUUCGGAGCUCUCGGUGCCGGGGCCCGGCCGCGAGCCGCUCGGCUACUGGUUGGAGGCCACGAUGCUCAGGGAGGAGUGCGAGGUCCCCCGCGCGCUGCAGGUAGGGCCCUCCAAACGGAGCCCACACGACUACACCGUGGGACGGCUGAGCCCAGCACAGAGAGAAAGCGCGAGCGAGCCGGAGCAGGCCAGGCGGUUGUGCGAGGUCCGGACAUUUUUUAAAUUAUAUUUUAAAGAUUCUAGUUCUGAUACGAGACGCUGCCGUCGUCCGCAGGGAAUGGCCACGUGGGAGCGUCGCUGUUCGGCGGUGGUGGGGCCCUUCAAUGCGGAGCUGUGCGAGGUGGCCGCGAUGCUGACCCAGCGCUGGGACAAGGCGUUGGUGGGGCCAGCCUGCCUCAGCCGCAGGCUCACGCGGCCGCAUCGUGGAGGGGGGGCCGACAACAACGACGAAAAAGAGCAGGACGAUCUCUCCACACACUUUGCCAACAUCGCGCCGUCUCCGGCCGACGCGCUCUUCGCCGUGCUGCGCCACCUGCGCUGGGCGCGCAUCGCCGUGGUCACCGUGGAGGCGAGCGAGCAGGGCUCGGCGUUGUGGCGCGGCGCGGCGCGCGAGUUGGUGCGCGCCGUGCGGGCGCGGGGGCUUCCCGUGCUGGAGCUGCCGCCCGUGUCCACGCCUCGCGACGGUCACGGCGGCGGCGGCGGCGGCGGCGGCGGCCACGACCGCGCCCUCUCCAUGGCGUCGCGCUUCGGCGCUCGCGCCGUGGUGACCUGCAUGCCGUCCGCGCUGAUGGGCGGGCGCCCGCACGCCGCUCUCCUGCGGAGCGCCGCGCGUCUCGGUCUGGCCUCGGAUCUUGCCUUCAUCCCCUACGACGCCAUGCUCUACGCGCUGCCCUGGGGACAGCCCGGAGAGGCGGACUCAGGCCCAGUGCCCGCUCUGGUCGAUGACCCGGCGCUGCGUCGCGCAUAUGCCGGGGUCGUGACCGUGACCCGCGCCUUGACCCCUGACCUCCGUGACGCGGCGCAACUCCAGCCCAAGCAGGCCUCGCCGCUCUUCGGCACCGUCUACGCCUCGGUGCUGCAGGUGGCGCGCGGCCUCGCCAGGACGCGCGCGCACCGCGGGUGGAUCUCUGGCGCCAACGUGGCGCUCAACUCCCGCCACGAGCACGGCAGCGCCGCGGCCGCCGGCAACGCCAGCUACGUGGUGCUGGUGGCCGACGGCCGCUCGCCAGACCUGCGCGCGGCCCUGGCCGUGCUCCCCUGGGCCCACGGGGCCGGCCGCCAGCGGCGCCUGGCGGUGGCGCGCGCCCCGGGAGGCGCCGCCCUCGCCGUGUCGCCCGGCACCGACCCCUACUGCUGGUUCGACGACGACGAGUUGGGCUGCUCCGGGCAUCUCAUUACGAUCGCUGUGACCGUGAUUGCUCUGCGUGCUGCAGGAAUGGAUCUGCCGUACCUGCUGUCGGUAUUGUUGAUCAUCACGGGCUGCCUCAGCGGAAUUACUGGACUCGCUGUGCUCCUCAGGCGGCGGCUGCAGCAGCAGUUGGACCAAAGCCACAACAAACUGAUCCUCACCCUGGAGCACCUCGUCUUCAUCCUGCCCCAGCUCAGCCGCAAGUUUGUGGACGAGAGCCGCAUGAGCCAGGUGAACCGCAGCAUGUCGGAGGUGAACAGCGUCAGCCACGCCGCACGCAACUCCGUGUCGGGGCGCAGCCUCCACACGGCGUCGCCGGAGACGACCAACAUCGCCGUCUACGAGGGCGACUGGGUUUGGCUCAAGCGGCUCCCGAGCGGCAUCUUCGGCGACUUCAAGCCCCGCGUGCGCUCCACGUUCCGCAAGCUGCGAGAGAUGCGUCACGAGAACGUGAACCCGUUCAUCGGCGUGUUCGUCGACUGCGGCGUCUGCGCCAUCGUGACGGAGCACGGGGCCCGCGGCAGCCUCGAGGACCUGCUGCAGAACCAGGACACCAAACUCGACUGGAUGUUCAAGUCCUCGCUCAUGACCGACCUCAUCAAGGGCAUGAAGUACCUGCACCAUCACGAGCUGGUGCACGGGCGGCUCAAGUCGCGCAACUGCGUGGUGGACGGCCGCUUCGUGCUCAAGGUCACCGACCAGAGCUACUGCGAGCUCAGCCAGUUGCUGCAGGUCACCGCGGAGGAGCCUACGCCCGACGAGCUGCUGUGGACGGCCCCGGAGCUGCUGCGUGACGCCGUGGCAGCGCGGCGCGGCACCUUCAAAGGGGACAUCUUUAGCUUCGCCAUCAUCGUGCAGGAGGUGAUCACGCGCAGCACCCCCUACUGCAUGCUGGAGCUGUCCACGGAAGAGAUCAUCCUCAAGGUGAAGCGGCCGCCCCCGCUGUGCCGCCCGAACGUGUCGGCCGACCACGCGCCGCUCGAGUGCAUCCAGAUGAUGAAGGCCUGCUGGCAGGAGAUGCCCGAGCGCAGGCCAACGUUCAACGAGGUCUUCGACCAGUUCAAGAACAUCAACAAGGGCCGCAAGACGAACAUCAUCGACUCGAUGCUGCGGAUGCUGGAGCAGUACUCGAGCAACCUGGAGGACCUCAUCCGCGAGCGCACCGAGGAGCUCGAGGUGGAGAAGCAGAAGACGGACAAGCUGCUCACGCAGAUGCUGCCCCCCUCCGUGGCGGAGUCCCUGAAGAAGGGGACGCCCGUGGAGCCGGAGCACUUCGACGAGGUGACCAUCUACUUCAGCGACAUCGUCGGCUUCACCACCAUCUCGGCAAUGAGCGAGCCCAUCGAGGUGGUGGACCUCCUCAACGACCUCUACACCCUCUUCGACGCCAUCAUCGGCUCCCACGACGUCUACAAGGUGGAGACGAUUGGCGAUGCGUACAUGGUGGCGUCUGGGCUGCCCGCACGCAACGGGAACCGCCACGCGGCCGAGAUCUCCAACAUGUCGCUCGACAUCCUCAGCGCCGUCGGCUCCUUCAAGAUGCGUCACAUGCCGGACGUGCCGGUGCGCAUCCGCAUCGGCCUGCACUCCGGCUCGUGUGUGGCCGGGGUGGUGGGACUGACCAUGCCACGGUACUGCCUGUUCGGCGACACGGUCAACACCGCGUCGCGCAUGGAGUCAACCGGACUGCCCUACAGAAUACACAUCAACAUCUCAGUCAAGAACAUCCUGGACUCUCUGCGCGAGGGCUACCUCUUUGAGAGCAGAGGCCAGACCGAGCUGAAGGGCAAGGGCGUGGAGGAGACGUUCUGGCUCGUGGGCAAGGACGGCUUCACGAAGCCACUUCCCCGCCCGCCGGAGGUGCAGGCCGGGCAGGAGCACGGGCUGCAGCUCAACGAGAUCGACCAGUCCCGCCGGGCGAAGGCAGAGAAGCUCCUGCAGAAGAAGAAGUGAAACACACUCAGCGCUUUGUGGCAAACACGCGCACGUGCACACACAUGGCUCGACACAUCGUGGACCUAUACGCACAUGCAUACCUAUGUGUACAUGUAUACCGACAUAUAUGUGUACAUGUAUGCCUACAUGCACACAUACAGUAUACAUACAUAGCCAUACAUACAUGCACCCAAACAUGAAGAGAAAAUCCUACCGAAUUGUCUUUACAGACUGUUGGGGCAAGUGCUGUUAGCGAGCACCUAUGAAGGCCGGCACGGCACACGAGGGGGUGGGUGG